Molecule: messenger RNA, 1124 nt
Organism: Glycine soja
Lineage: Eukaryota; Viridiplantae; Streptophyta; Magnoliopsida; Fabales; Fabaceae
Product: transcription factor MYB23-like
Exons: 3
Coding region: 106-1020 (304 amino acids)
Source: RefSeq, a predicted model, not a curated record
CUGCAAAACACCCCACAGCUAGCUAGGGGAGAGCCAGUGAGGAGGAAUCCAACAACAACCUUAUCAGUCGGCACACAACACAAAAGGAGAGAGAGAGAGAGAGAGAUGGGGAGAAGCCCUUGUUGUUCAAAGGAGGGUUUGAAUAGAGGUGCUUGGACAGCUCAUGAAGACAAAAUCCUCAGAGAAUACAUUAGAGUCCAUGGUGAAGGAAGAUGGAGAAACCUUCCCAAAAGAGCAGGUUUGAAAAGAUGUGGAAAAAGUUGCAGACUUAGAUGGUUGAAUUAUCUCAGACCAGAUAUUAAGAGAGGCAAUAUAUCCCCAGAUGAAGAAGAGCUCAUCAUCAGGCUACACAAGCUCCUGGGAAACAGAUGGUCUUUAAUAGCUGGGAGGCUUCCAGGACGAACAGACAAUGAAAUAAAGAAUUAUUGGAACACCAAUUUAGGAAAAAAGGUGAAAGAUGGCCACCAAACCACUGCAAACAACACACAGAAUCCAAUGCCCCAUUUGGCCCCCAUUCAUAUGGCCACUUCCUCAAUCUCCCUAUCUCCUCCUAAACUAGAUUCUCGUGUUGUCCGUACAAAGGCUACCAAGUGCUCCAAGGUAUUAUUCCUAAACCCACCCCCUCACCCAUCAAUGCCGAACAAGUCCAAGACUGAGGCAGAGGCAGAAGCAAGGCUUGUGGAUGGUGUAAUUAGUAACCAAAUGGAACACACUACAUACGACAAUGGGUUCCUGUCGUUUCCAGACGAAGAAAAAGAACUCUCAACAGAUUUUCUCAUAGAUUUCAACGUGGGGGAUGUUUGCUUGUCUGAUCUACUCAACUCAGAUUUCUCAAACACGUACAAUUUCAGCUGCACUAAUGUUAACCACCACGAGCAGUUAUCGCCUUGUUCGGACCAACCUGAUGCCAUGUUCUCAGAUGAAGUUCUCAAGGACUGGACACACAGCAAUUUUGCAGACGAAGCGAAUGCUUCCAACAACCUUCAUUCUUUCAUUUCGUUUGAGUCUACUGAGGAAUGACUAGUGCAAUGAUAUAAUGACAACAAAAAUUGUACGUUUGUACUAAUGUCAAUAUGCCUUCUCCAAUAAAAUUCGCCAGUUAAGUCUCUUUAUUUUUUGAAAAA